Messenger RNA from Trypanosoma theileri, 723 nucleotides. RefSeq lists its product as uncharacterized. The record is from RefSeq and is a predicted model, not a curated record. The coding region runs from base 1 to 723 and encodes 240 amino acids. The transcript has a single exon. NCBI's taxonomy places the organism in Eukaryota, Euglenozoa, Kinetoplastea, Trypanosomatida, Trypanosomatidae.
AUGCAUUCCGGAUUUUCUUCUCACAAAAAUGAAGAAUCUCUUCUCUGUUCGAACAAGGACUCACAGGAUACCAAUAGGCAUCAAGGUUAUCCAACCACUAAAUGUACGGAAGGAACAAAUGUGAACGAAACUCUUAUUCCAGCAGCGCCUUUAGACAACGAAGAAUGUAUGCAGUUUAAUACUAUUAAUAGGCAUAACGACGAAAACUGUACGAAAAACAAGGAGCAACAAAGAAACGUAAAUCCGAAACAACCAGAACAAGAUUCAUCUGACCUUAACAACAAUAAAGAACUACAUAUGAGAGAGAAUCAACAAAAGGAAUUUCCCAAAAAACAAGAUAUCAUUCAAAAACUAGCUCAGGUGCAGGAGGAGUACGAUGCACUGAGGACCUAUGUGAAUGAGGGUUUGAAGCCAUUAAUAUCGCGGCUAAAGCGAAUGAAUGCCGAAAAGGACCUGGACCUGCAUGCAAGUGCCAAGCUUAUUAGCGAACUGCAGCAGGCACAGCAUCCACCAUGCAGUUCUUCUGCGUUGGCAGACACGGAUGAUGUGGUCGGCCAACUUGCUCAGGUGCAGGAGGAGUACGAUGCACUCAAAACCUAUGUGAAUGAAGGUAUGAAGCCAUUAAUAUCGCGGCUAAAGCGAAUGAAUGCCGAAAAGGACCUGGACCUGCGUGCAAGUGCCAAGCUUAUUAGCGAACUGCAGCCUUACAAAGGCGAGGUUUAG